AUGGAGAGCUCACUAGAUGCUGAGCGACUGAAACGGUUGUUGAAAUCCGUGAAAGCGAAUGAGGUGGGUCCGAGGAUACUACACAACUCCAACGCGCUUGCGUUGAUGCUUGCGCAGACGCCGCGAAACCAGAAUCUGGACCGCCUAGCUCAAUUAAUGUUUGUGUCGAGUCUUGUGAGGUCGUCAAAGAGUUUUUUGUCGCAAUCUAAAAGCUUGACGCGACUCCAGCGUUUUUUAGCUGGGACAGCAAGCACUCAUUCAUCAGGAGCAUCGUCUUCUCUCACAGCAGUGUCGCCGAAAAUUUCCCAGAAAGAGUCACAAGGUUUUGCCAGACCGUCGCCAUUAUUAAGAGAUGGCGAGCACACUACUGUUGACGAGUUAUUGGCGAAAUACACGCGUGCAGAAACAUAUGUGCUGGAUAAUUUGGAGUCUGCGAUCUCUGUCUUGGACAAUUUCUACUUCCUAUCACGGAUGCUACGACUGAAAGACUCCAAGGCUUUUCGAUUGGUGAAUAAGGUUAUUGUUCAGACCUCCAAAGUGUGGAUGGUAAUCAUUCUGCUCACCAUGAAAAACUUAGCCAUACGGUACUACCGAGUAUCUAAGGCCGAGGUCCAAGUAAAGUCCGAAGUCAAUCAGCUACGUGCGCUGAGCGGUGGUGACUCCGCAAAUGGUAUCAUUCUGGGAUCAGUUACGUACGACUCAGAGAUGAAACUGCUGAAAAUCGAGGCUGAAAAGCUACAGAUCGUGUUGGAAAUCAUUGGAAACCUAAAUGAACUGGCUUUCUGUGUGAUUGAGGUGAUGGGUUUGGAUGUGCCGAACUUUGUGAACAAUACGCUAGGUGUUUUGUCAUGGAUUAUGAGUCUUUAUCGCAUGAGUAAGGAUGGAGAGAGCGAGAGCGGGAACCAGGAGGUUGAUGCGAUUUUACGGGAAUACGGGAAGUGA
Kuraishia capsulata CBS 1993 is the source of this 942-nucleotide messenger RNA. RefSeq lists its product as uncharacterized. The coding region runs from base 1 to 942 and encodes 313 amino acids. Lineage: Eukaryota; Fungi; Ascomycota; Pichiomycetes; Pichiales; Pichiaceae. The transcript has a single exon. The record is from RefSeq and is a predicted model, not a curated record.